AUGCGAAGUUUGGAAACUCCAACAUCAGUUCAUGCUCUACGACCAGGUGAUAUUCAAUGUGUUGCAGCCAUGGGUGACAGCUUGACAGCCGCUAUGGGUGCUCAUGCUAUUACUCCAAUCGGUGUUCUGUUAGAGAAUCGAGGAGUCUCCUGGUCUAUCGGUGGUGAUCAUAACUAUGACAAAGUACUGACAUUACCCAAUAUUCUUCGUCUUUAUAAUCCACAAUUGAAAGGUUUUUCAACCAAAACUUCAAUAUCAUUUCUCAAUGGUCAAAACGCAAAACACAAUGGACUAAAUGUCGCGAAAUCGGGUGCUCGUUCAUAUCAUAUGGUCGAUCAAGCUAACCUUCUUUUAAAACGCUUAAAGGAGGAGAAAAUCUGCGAUUGGAAUAACGAUUGGAAGCUAAUUACCUUCUUUAUUGGAGGAAAUGAUUUAUGUGAUUUCUGUAAAGAUUUAACCAAACAUGAUCCAGCAAAUUUUGUCGGAUGGGUUCGCGCUACACUCGAUGUAUUGUACAAAGCUAAUCUACCUCGUACAUUGAUAAAUCUUGUACCCGUACUCGAUAUUCGUCCUGUAAAAGAACUUAAAAAUGGCAAUAUUGUUUGUGGACUUCUUCACAAAUCUUUAUGUCCAUGUGCAGCAUAUCCUACGAAAGAAGACGAGACAAUAAUAAAUGAUUGGAUUCCUAAAUAUCAACAAGGUCUUGUUGAUCUAGUUAAUUCAGGCCAAUAUGAUGGUCGUGAUGAUUUCACCGUUGUUGUUCAACCAUUCUUCACUCAGACUACACCACCUCGAAAAAAUGAUAAAAUCGAUUUUAGUUAUUUUGCUCCUGAUUGUUUCCAUUUAAGCGGCUUUCUUCCAAAAUUUGGUCCAUGUUGGAUUAAUUUAUAUGGUGCACCACGUGAAUAUUCAGAAAUUCCAACAGCAUUAGAUGAAUUGAAUACUGGAAAAGAUGAAGGUGUUGCAUAUCGUGGACGAAGAUUUGUUGAAUUACAAACAAUUCUUGGUGAAACUCUAACAGAACCUGUUGGUAAUAUAUCAAAUUCUGAUUUAAUUCGUGCAUUACCAUAUCAAUCACGAAAAAAAUAUAAAUUACAUGCUGCAUUUCUUGAUGCUUUAAUAAAUUUGAUGAUCUUGUUGGAAAUGCAAGUAGUUCAACAACACCACCAACAAAUCCUGUUUUUUGAUGGAACAUCUUAUUAUUUUUUACCAUGGGGACAUACGAAACCAUGUGUACAAGUUGCAAGUGAAUGGGAAGAUGUAACAUAUCGUUUAGAAGCUAUGAAUCAAUUAUCAAAACUUAAAUUAUUUGUUAUGGGUCUUAUGUCAACACUGGAGUCAUUAAAAGUUAAACAAACAUCGGAUGAAAUUCUUAUUAGACAUUAUAAACAAUCACUUGAUAUGGUUAUUGGACAUUUAAAAAAACCAUUACCUGAACUAGAAAUCAGGUCGUCAUCAUGUUAA
Molecule: messenger RNA, 1464 nt
Organism: Rotaria sp. Silwood2
Lineage: Eukaryota; Metazoa; Rotifera; Eurotatoria; Philodinida; Philodinidae
Source: the annotation of a GenBank genome assembly